Molecule: messenger RNA, 699 nt
Organism: Pollicipes pollicipes
Lineage: Eukaryota; Metazoa; Arthropoda; Thecostraca; Pollicipedomorpha; Pollicipedidae
Exons: 3
Coding region: 114-503 (129 amino acids)
Source: RefSeq, a predicted model, not a curated record
AGCAGGCCCGAAUCAGCUCCCUGGUAUAUAAGUCAGGUUGGGAGGAGGGCAGCUUCAGACACUUCCCAGUUCUUCAGGACAGCACAGCUACCUUUCCUACUCUCCCUUCAGAGAUGAAGACCGUCGCCAUCUUGUUCUGCGUGGCUGCUGGAGCCGCUGCAUUGCCGCAGGGCUUCUUCUCAGGUGGUCUGUUCAGUCAGAACGGUCAGGCGACCGGAAGUGCCGCCGGCAAUGUGGUGUCCGGGGUCAGCGGCGGUCCCUUCCAGAGCUCUCGGAUCACGCAAGUCAGCGCCACAGCCUCGGGAUCAGCCAAUGACAACGCCGUAAGCUCCAACGUGGCCAGCGCCUCCAACGUCGCUUCUUCGGGGCUGUUCGGCAACCAGGAGUUCUCAAACACCAACGCCGUCUCCAACCAGCAGACGUUCGGUGGCGGACUUAGCGGAAGUUACCAGCGGCCGAUCGGUCAAUUCCGGCGGCAGUACCGCAGGCCGAACUUCUACUAGUCAUGACCUAGCUGGCCCUGUGUUCAGGAAGUUGUUAUGGUAUCUGUUAAAAGUGUGUAGCGAUGUGUGUGUGUAGCGGAUGAAGAACCAUUCAGUUUGCAAUAGUUGCAUUCAUUCUCCUCGUCGUUUUCAAACUCACAUGACCUUAAUUGUGUUCCAUUGUCAUAGCAUGAAAUAAAUGAACCAUCUGACGAAU